This is a messenger RNA of Fusarium keratoplasticum, 228 nucleotides long. RefSeq lists its product as uncharacterized. The coding region runs from base 1 to 228 and encodes 75 amino acids. The record is from RefSeq and is a predicted model, not a curated record. The transcript has a single exon. NCBI's taxonomy places the organism in Eukaryota, Fungi, Ascomycota, Sordariomycetes, Hypocreales, Nectriaceae.
AUGCCUGGCUCUCACUCUUCUUCGAUCCAGUCCUCCCCUCGGAGCAUGAGGCUGGUUACUUCACAGGAUCUCUAUACCAGCAUCAACGCUACCCUCACCUCCAAGGACAACCGCCCUUCAACUCCUGUUCACCACAUCCAAGAGGACGACUACACUGUUCCCGCGCCUCCCCCGCCCAGCCCUGUCAGCUUCAGGCCUGAGCAUUGGCCCACGUCAAUCCGCCGCUGA